Messenger RNA from Caenorhabditis angaria, 5112 nucleotides. The record is from the annotation of a GenBank genome assembly. Lineage: Eukaryota; Metazoa; Nematoda; Chromadorea; Rhabditida; Rhabditidae.
AUGUCAUUUGGUUAUUGUCCAACCGUAUCCUUCAACAAAUUUGACAAUAAAAAACAAUUUUUGUCAAAGUUAGUUGAAGAGUCUGAAGAAGAGCUCGAAGAAAUCGAAGAAGAAAUAGCCGAGAAAAGCGAGCCUGUCAGAAAACUUAGUUUGAAAAAUCAAUCGGGUAAAUAUUUUUCUUCUCCUUCCAUCGAUUAUUGUUUCAUUGUACGGGAAAAAAUAUAUGUAUAUGAUAAUUUUUGGACUGGUCGGUUUAGCUGAAAAACGCACAAAACACAUAUUUUUAUAUAAUAACUGUCAAUGUUUACAAAUAAUGAUAAUAAACUAUUAUUUUUCCAGGCGGAAGACUUGUUCGAAGUGCUAGUUUGAAUCAGAAACAAUAUCAUAGUUUUAAAGAAAUGUUGAUCGAUAUUAAGAAUCAUGAGAAUGGAAAAGUGAGUUUUUUUUUUGUUUGUUUGGAUAUUUUUGUACAACAUUUUCAUGGUUGCUGAAAAAGUAUAAAAUAUCAAAUUGAAGUGUGUAUUUUGUUUCGUUUUUAAGCUGAGAAUUCAAAACUAUAUAAAAACAUUGAAUUUCUAAGAUAACCCUAUACUUCUGACUUGCAGUAAAUUUAAAUUUGAAUCAUGGACAUUUCUGUGAUGUUUAAGUUUGGAUAAAUCUAAUUUUGAUACAAAGAUUUCCAAGUUGAAAUUUAGUAAAAGCCAUGGAGAAAGUUCAAGAUUCCUUUAUCGGAAUACUCAAAUUUUCAUUUCAGAACGUCUCAUUUCAUCCAUCAUCUCGAAAAGUCACAUUCACCCUGGCAAACGAUUAUGAUCCACCCGAUUAUAAAAAAUAUCGAUCCACUUGGCUAAAGAAAAAAGUUAAAAUUCUCAGUGAGUCAUAUCAAUAUCAUUUGAGCCAUAUUAUUAUUAUCAAAUGUAUAUAUUUUUCAGACCGCAAAUUGAAAUCACUGUCAAAUCUGUUGUCCGAUUGGAUGUUUUUAGGCCUUUUAGGUAUUAAUGUGGCGGUUUUGUCAAUUGUUGUAGAUAUGCUUGUAUACAGUCUGCAGUUGCGUAUGUUUUUUGUUGAAAAUCCUUCACAUCUUCGAAAACAUUCAAUUUUCAGUUCAAGAAACAAUUGAAUCAAUAUGCAUAAAUUGCGGUCAAGAAUCCUAUUUACAAUGGACAGCCGGAAUGUUAGCCUGGUGUAGUUAUACUACAGUAUUAGUAGUGUUAUCCGCAGGAUUUGUAAAUUAUGUUGGUCCACGUGCAAUUGGUUCAGGUAUACCGGAAAUGAAAACAAUUAUUCGAGGAGUAGUGCUGAUUGAUUAUUUGACGCUUCGAACUUUGAUUUCAAAAGUCGUUGGCAUUUCACUUGCGUUAGGAAGUGGAAUACCAAUUGGAAAAAUGGUUGGUGAUUUAAAAAAAAUACGCUUAAAAGAAUAAUUUCCAAAAACAACUAAAUUUAUAUUUAAAGUUACACGAUCUUUCUGAAAAAUCAAAAAAAAUAUUCCAGGGUCCAUUCGUGCACAUUGCAUCAGUUGUGGCAAAUCAAAUGUGUAUCCUAGCCUCAAAAUUUGAUGUAGCAUAUAAAGAAGAAAGUCGACGUAUGGAAUGUUUGGCCGCAGCUUGCGCCGUUGGUGUUGCGUGCACUUUCAGCGCACCAGUUGGUGGCGUAUUAUUUGCUAUUGAAGUAACAACAAUGUAUUUCUCGGUGCGAUCUUAUUGGCGCGGUUUUUUUGCCGCAUGUUGCGGAGCAACAACAAUACGUCUACUUCGAGGAUAUUUGGUGCAAACAGAAGGUAAACAUUUUUGUUUAAGGUCGUAAGACAAAGACAGCUCAUUUUGACAGAUAAAUUUUAUAUAAUUGGCGUAUUUUUCAGUGACAGUUAACGCGUUCUAUCAAACUAGCUUCCGUCCGGAUGCAUUUUCCGUUAACGAAAUUCCACUGUUCAUCAUUCUCGGUCUGUUAUGUGCAGGUCUCGGCUCCCUAUAUACUAAAAUCUAUCGACAUCUUGUAUUGUUUCUCAGAAAUAAUCAAUACGCCAAACAUCUCUUCCAGCGACAGUAGGUUUUUUUUUCAAUUAUUGUUACCAAAUAUUAUUCAAAUCAAAAUAAAUUCAGUUGGUUUGUUUACCCAAUCUUCAUAUCUUUCAUUUAUGCAUUUGUAUCAUUUCCCGGAGGCCUCGGAACAUUUUCCACUGGAAGAAUUCGAUUUGGUACAAAUCUCAAAGAUUUUUUUGCAAACUGCGCUUUUUUGAAUGGCUCUGGUGUAACUGAAUGUGGUCAUGAGAUUUAUUCGCAUUGGAUGAAUCGAGGAAAUAUUUUGAUGUUAUUGGUUUUAUUUAUUAUAGUUCAUGUGAGUCAUUUUUUAGAGAAAAACAAUAUCGAAAUUAUAAUUCUUGGUGUUCGAUAAAAUUUAUUCAUGAGAAAAAAAAAACUUUGGUUUUUUCUAUCCGAUUAAAGUAUGGAAAAACUGUUUGGAAUUACGUUUCACCGAACUUUGAUUGAACUUUUCAAACAUGUUGGUCGAUAAAUGGUCUAUAAUAUCAUGCUCAAUAAAAUGGGGAAUUUUAGCACAUUUUCACAUAUAAAAUAUUUGAUGUUCAAUAAUCGAAAAAAAAAUAAUCAAAUUGCUUUUAUUAAUAUUUGAAAUUACUGAUAAUUUGGUAAAAAAAUUGCAAAUAUCUAAACUCAACAAAUAGUUUUUUUCCAGUUCAUAUUCUCAAUAAUAAGCUUCACAAUUCCCGUCCCAUCCGGCGUAUUUCUUCCAAUUUUCGUUCUUGGUGCUGCUCUCGGUCGAUUAUACGGUGAAAUCAUCGCAAUAUAUGCAGCGCAUGUUUUUGUAGUAAAUCCUGGUGUCUACGCAGUUGUUGGAGCGGCCGCAUUUUCUGCAUCGGUUACCCAUACUGUUUCAGUAUCUGUCAUGAUUUUCGAAAUUACUGGUCAACUUCAUUUUAUUUUACCGGUUAUGGUAAGGAACAUUCCAUUUGUUUGUCAUUUAAGUAUUUUCAGCUGAUUUUUUCAGACAUCCGUUAUGCUCGCCAAUGCAGUUGGUGCAUUUAUGCAGAGCUCAUUUUUCGACACCAUAAUCAAAAUCAAAAACCUGCCAUUUCUACCAGAUAUUCCCCCUUCUAAUAAUUUGUGAGUAUUUUUCAGAAAUGUAUUUUUUUCAAAAUUUGAAUUCAGAGUUUACACAACUAAAGCCGAAGAUAUAAUGGUCGCUCCAGUCAAAUUUCUUUGCAAACUAUCAACAUUUCAUGAUAUUCAAGAUAUGAUAAAAACAGAGUUUCGAGUUGUUCCAGUUGUCGAUUCUGAAAGCACACAAAUGUUAAUAGGAACAGUUUCUCGAAAACGUCUCAUUCAUUUAAUGAAUAAUCAAAUUGGUGAUCAUGUUAGAAAACUUGAAGCUGAACGUCGUGUUAGAAAAGCUAUUGAAACAAUUGAUAAUCAUUUCAAAGAUUCAGCAAAAGAAUUAACUGAUGAGAAAAGGCGGAGAACUUGUUCUGAAGCUGAUUUACGAUUGAAAGCACCGGAUUUGAUACCCCUAGCUGAUACCAUAGAACCAUCUGGUCCAGUGGAACAAGUCAAGUAAGUUUUUUUUCAAAUCAAGUAACUGAGAUCUUAUCAAUUCAAAAUUUCAGUCGUUUCCUGGUUGUUCCUUUAGUGGAUGUCACUGAGCCUAAGAUAUUGAUUCCACCAAAUUCACCAAUUUCAACAUCUCCUGUAGAAAAUACAUUGCGUCAGGUGAAUUCGAAUUCAAGACGGAAUGCUCUGUUCAGUCUUCAAGAAAUGGAUUCUCGAUUAUCCGCAGAGUUUCUUGGGGAAAAUGGUGUAGAACACAAAACAAUUCAUGGAAAUCCAAAUGAACACCACACCAUAAUCAAAGGUAGAUUAUCUGGAAGUGUUUGACAACUGUUUGAUUCACAGAAAAAAUAUUUGAAUUCAAUGUUCAAUUUUCAGGAUUGAAUAGCCUUUAAAACCAUGCUCAAUUUUCACCCAAAAAAUUAGAACCAUUUUUAAUUACAAAAACAAAAAAUUACAGGCUACAUGAAACAAGCAAAAAAAUACCUUCACCAAAUGCAAUUUGGUGCCAAUAAAAAAAAUUCACAAGACACUGGAUAUGACCUAACUCCAGAAGAGCGUAAAGUUUGGGAAGAUGAACAACUUUCGGCUCAAUUCGAGUUAACUGAUCUUGAUAUCGAUUCAACACCUAGUCAACUUGUCAAGCGAACUUCUUUAUAUAAAAUUCACUCAAUUUUCUCAAUGUUACAAUUGAGCAAAGCGUAUGUUACUGAUUGUGGUAAACUUGUUGGUGUAGUUGCGUUGUCUGAUGUGAGCAUUUUUCAGUUUGCUUUCAGUUAUAAGAAGUCCGGGUAUAUUUUAAAAAAAAUUUUCAGCUUCGCAAAGCAUUAGAGCAUACUGAAGAAAUGAUGAAGACUGCAAAACGUGGUGCUAAAGCACAAGAUAUUGAACAACAACCAAUUAUUCCAUUACGACCAAUUUCAACAAAUGUUAUUGAUAUUUUGACACCACCACUUGAGGUAAGUUUUAGAAUUUCUUGAUGACAUUAAAAAUUUAAAGUUAUGUAUUAAUUUUCUGAAGUAUCAACAAUGUAUUUCAAUUUCAAAAUUUACAACAAUUCAAAAAACUACCAAACUUAUUAUUGAUGAUUUUCCCAAAACUUGAAAAGUUAAAAAUUAACGUUUUUCCCAGGAAACCAAAUUUCAAAUUCUUCCUCUUGACUAACUUCUGACUACACUUUCUUGAUGUUUGGAAACUUUUUGCUUUGUUUACUGACCCUCCCCCUCCUUUCUUUUUAGACCAAAAAUUAAAAUGACAAAAAUAAUUCCAGAUCGCUCGUGGUACUACCAUCGAAACUAAUGUCACUCUUCAAGAAGAAGAAUCUAUGCCAAAAUUAGCUGUUCCUCCACCAACAUUUAUGCCAAGAUCCUCACUGCGUCGUGAAAAAUCAGAACAAGUUGGUAGCUCUCAAAGAAAUAGAAGAUCUGGAAGUGUUUUCGAGCAUCGUCCUGAAGAAUUUGUCGAAGCUGUUGCUUAUUUACGCCGGAAAUCUUUGGCUGUUGGAACACCGACUCGAUCAAAUAAACAGGAUGACGAAUCCAGUGAUUGA